This is a messenger RNA of Ictalurus furcatus (blue catfish), 1207 nucleotides long. RefSeq names its product T-SNARE Domain Containing 1 (gene tsnare1). The transcript has 11 exons. Gene Ontology annotation, cellular component: membrane; endomembrane system; SNARE complex. The record is from RefSeq and is a predicted model, not a curated record. NCBI's taxonomy places the organism in Eukaryota, Metazoa, Chordata, Actinopteri, Siluriformes, Ictaluridae. The coding region runs from base 266 to 1117 and encodes 283 amino acids. Gene Ontology annotation, molecular function: SNARE binding; SNAP receptor activity. Gene Ontology annotation, biological process: intracellular protein transport; vesicle fusion; vesicle-mediated transport.
AUGUCUUGUGAAAUAUAGCCUGUUACAGUUUGUCUACCCUUUUCUGCAGCAAACUACAAAUCCCAGAAUCCUCUGGUAUAAGCCAUACCACAUGUCUAAUAAAGGGGAGCAGGUGGUAUAGAGUCAUGUGAUGCUGUGAGUCUGGGCUGCUUCUGAUUGCUGUUUCUUCGUCUGAUGUGAAUGCUAAGGCUAAGUGCUCUUUGAAGGAAACAAAAUAGAGAUUACAACACCUUUAUUUUACUGAGCACCAAGACACAGAUCCACAAUGUCAUACGGAUCCAUUGACGGUGGCUCGUUUGGCAGCAGGAAUCCUUUUGGUGGUCCCACAAGGCAGGGCUACCAGCCAGUAGCUACACAGGUUAGCUCUUCAGAAUUACAAGAUGUGUUCCAAGAAACAUCUUCCAACAUCUUCCAAAUUAAUGCUAAUGUGGUCACAUUAGAGAAGAGCCUUCAAUCGUUGGGGACAUCGAGAGACACAGCAGAGCUACACCAGAGCCUGCACUCCAUACAGCAACAAACCAAUAAAGUCAUUACAAGCACAAGCCAACUCGUCAAACAGCUCUCUGACAUCAUCAGCGGCUCCUCUCGGCAAGACCGGCUGCGUCUGACCAGGCUGAAGACAGAGUUGUCAGAGUGUGUGCAGCGUUAUGGUGACCUGCAGAAGAAAAUUGCAGACCGUUCAAGGGCUUUGCUUCCUCCAGCAGUAAAAGACAGAAAACGGAGUCAACAGACACCAGUCACUGAGCUGUGUGAAGAUCCACUGGUCGGGCCAGCAGAGGACAUGGAAGGAGAUGAACAGCAGGCAUUCCUGUCUGAGAUCAGCGAGGAGGAUGUGGAAGUCCUGCGCCAAAGGGAAGAAGCUCUUCUCCAGAUAGAGAGAGAUAUGCUGGAUGUGAACCAGAUUAUGAAAGACUUGGCCAGCAUGGUGCAUGAACAAGGGGACACAAUAGACAGCAUUGAGGAAUACAUUCAGACUACUGCCUCACAUGUGGAAUCUGCUAACCAGGAGCUUGCAAAGGCCAGUCAUCACCAGGGUGUAUUCCUGUCUUGCAACCAGUAUUCCUGGAAUAUUGGCUCUGCAACCACUAUGACCCUGACCAGGAUGAUCAGUUGGUGAACAUGAAUGAAUAACUGCUAAGAAAUACAAAAAUGGAAUUCUUGAAUUAUUCAGCUUUUUCAGAUGAUUUUUUUCCCUGAGCAACUUAUA